AGAAGCAGAAGAAGAAGAAGAAGAAGAAGAAGAAGCAGCAGAAGAAGAGAAUCCUGCUGGAUGCCAGGUUGUUUGAGCACUGCGUCCUCUGUGGGUUUUACAGCUUGUACCUGGCAACUCACACAGAAAGCCACGCCCACAGCUGCUGUCGUCACACUGGGCUCAGGUAGACGGAGCGAAGAUGGCGACAGCCUACGAGAGAUACAAUUUGCACACCACCCCUGAGAAGUUCUUCAUCGAGGCCUGCGAUGAGGGGGCUGAUGCUGUGCUGGCAAUCGACCGGGUCUCAAACGAGAUGACCCUCACAGGAAAGAAAGACCUUCCCUCCUCAACAGUCACCAGACCUAUAUGUGGCAUCAUGGGAACCGUCCGCCUGGUAGCAGGGAUGUACCUGAUAGUCAUCACCAGGAAGAGGAAUGUGGGGAGCUUCCUGGGGCACGCCGUGUGGAAGGCUGUGGAUUUUGACGUGAUCUCUUAUAAGAAGACUAUGCUGCAUCUCUCAGAGAUCCAGACUCAGGAGAAUAAGACGUUCCUGUCCAUGAUAAACAAUGUACUGAUGACGGACGGCUUCUACUUCUGCACUGACUAUGACCUGACACACACUCUGCAGCGGCUGGCCAACACCAGCCCUGACUUCCACGAGAUGAGUCUGCUGGAGAGGGCUGAUCAGAGGUUUGUGUGGAACGGGAACCUUUUGAGAGAGCUGUCUGCACAGCCAGAGCUUCAUAAGUUUGCACUUCCUGUUGUCCAUGGAUUCAUCGUCAUGAAGCCAUGUCGUAUAAACGGGAAGAUCUUUGAAUGGAUCCUCAUAUCCAGGAGGAGCUGCUUCCGGGCCGGCGUCAGAUACUACGUGAGAGGCAUCGACUCUGAAGGCCAUGCUGCCAACUUUGUGGAGACUGAGCAGAUUGUUCUGUAUGAGGGAGCCAGGGCUUCAUUUAUACAGACACGAGGCUCCAUCCCCUUUUACUGGAGUCAGAGGCCCAACUUGAAGUACAAACCCAAACCUGUCAUUGCCAAAACCACUAAUCACAUGGAUGGUUUCCAGAGGCAUUUUGACUCUCAGCUUCUGGUCUAUGGCAAGCAAACAAUUCUGAAUCUGGUGAACCAGAAGGGCUCCGAGAGGCCACUAGAGCAGGCCUUUGCCAAGAUGGUGGCUGACAUGGACAAUGGUAUGCUCAACUACGUAGCCUUUGACUUCCACAAAGAGUGCAGCCACAUGAGGUGGGACCGUCUCCAGAUCUUGGUGGAUAAUGUCGCUGAGACACAAGACCAAUACAGUUACUUCAUGGUGAACCCAGAGGGGAAGACGUUGGCCCAACAGAGUGGACUGUUCCGCAGUAACUGCAUGGACUGCCUGGACAGGACCAACGUCAUCCAGAGCCUGCUGGCCCGACGCUCCCUUCAGUUUCAGCUACAGAGGAUGGGGGUCCUGAAUGUGGGUCAGAGGAUUGAAGAGCAGGCGGAGUUUGAAAAGAUCUACAGGAAUGCAUGGGCCGACAAUGCCAAUGCAUGCGCCGUACAGUACGCCGGAACCGGAGCCCUGAAAACUGACUUCACGAGGACAGGAAAGAGGACCAGGUGGGGGCUCCUGAUGGACGGCUGGAACUCAAUCAUCCGCUACUACAAAAACAACUUUUCUGAUGGAUUCAGACAGGAUUCCAUUGACCUGUUUCUCGGAAACUUUGCUGUCGAUGAGUCUGAUGCCCCCACUCCUCUUCGUGUGCAGAAGGACUGGAAGUUCCUCACGCUGCCCAUCAUUAUGCUAGUGGCAUUUUCCAUGUGCAUCAUCUGUCUUCUCAUGGCCGGGGACACAUGGACGGAGACCCUGGCCUAUGUGCUGUUCUGGGGAGCUGCUAGCGCCAUCACAGCCACCAUCAUUCUUUUCAACGGCCAAGACUUUGUCGACGCCCCCAAACUGGUUCACAAGGAGAAGAUGGACUGAAUGUGUGUGUGUAUGUGUGUGUGUGAGAGAGAGAGCGAGAGAGAGGAGUAUCUGGACCCAGAUUCCUCGUUAUCUUCUUCCUCAGGUCUGGAUUCCAGACUGAUCUGCUGCCUCCAUUAUACCCCCUUUGUCUACAACAUAUUUACCCUCUUCAGUUGUUCUGCACACACUUGUUUACGUUAUAUUCACAUACUGUACCUGAGGUAGGUGUCUCUUGUCUGUUAUUUCAGUGGUACAGAGGCUCUGUGGUUCGCACUUUAGUUUUCUUUAAAAACACUACUUCUCAUUUUUCUAAUCCUUCACUGUCCUCAAAAUGUUAAAUGUAAUAUUGUUACAACGAGCAUUUCUCUGUUGGGCUUCGCUAAAGAUCCCAUACACCCAAAAGGGGUUUUCAUUACGAGCUAGUUAGACGUCCUUCAGGGUGAAGUUUGGUGGAGCUAUGCUGAAAAGGUCAUGUCAUCAAACUCUACAAAAACGAGUAGAAAUGGCGGCGGUUGUAAGAUGUCCCCCCCUAACGGGUCCAGUGAAAUGCGCUCUUACGGAGAGCUUUUUGCCCUUGUAGGCAGAACUAAGCUGAAACUGUAUGAAGUUAAUUGAUUGAACACCUUUUUGUUUGAUGGAGGAUCAGUAGUGUACACAACUUAACAUGUAAUUUGUUGAAAAUGAUAUUAUGUAUGUAAAUGAUGGAGAAUAUGUGCAGGUGGAGUUUUGAAUGUAACAAACCUUACAAACUAGCAAUGAAAUCGAAAUGUGUGGCUCAUCUGGAUUGAGUGGACAACGUCUUCCCAUGACACUAACUAGAGUGGUAUCCAUGAUGAUUUUGGCACUUGCGAGCCAUGCAAUGUGCUGCCUGCUUCCAUUCUCCACAGUCAGCGUCGCUACCCGCUGACUAACCUCAGCUUGCACCUUCAAUUAGGCCAAAGGUUAAAACGGGUCCAGUGCGUGAUGAGGUCUUCCAGUUAAACCCGAACAGUCUCUGCAUUCCCAGUGGAUCAUCAUCCUUUCUGUAUACUCCAACCCUGCUGGAUGCAAAUGUUUCCUUAUGUUCAGGAAUCAUUUUUCACUAGUGUUGCAAACCUCCAUGCGUUUGGUAAUCACCUCAGUGCUGCCAGCAUCCACUGCCUUGGCUCCCCAGCUAAACACCUGCCGAGUGGGAAGUGGACCGAUGAGCAGUUCGUGAGGGAUGCAAAGCAGAGACAGAGAUUUCUUUCCUUAAAGUCAAAUAGACCUUUUGAGGAUGUGAGAAGAUAAUGUCCCCAUUUAUAAUUCUAAUAACUCUGUUUAGUUGAUGGAGGUCUGGAAGCAAGUUGAUUUGUUGUGCUUUAAUGGCCUUUUGUUCUUCUGUGUCCUUGGGUUGAUCCAUGGCAGCAAGCGAUGCGGUCAGCGUCUCCAUUCAGGCACUUCGAAUUCUUCACAUUGUGGCUUUAAUUGUAAUAUCACCUGGAGAUGUAGUGUUGUGAUCAUAUGCUCUUCAGUCUCAUUAUGUUGCUGCUUUAUGGCAUCCAAGUGGGCUUCAUCAGGAAAAGGGCCUACGAACAAUGUUACCGUUCUCAAAUUGAACUUUCUGAUAUCUUUAUAUUGCUAUUUCUGUAACUACCAGUGUUGUACUGUAUCUUGAGAAUACCAGAUAAUUAUGUGGUGGUGAAUUCCAAAUACUUUUUCUUCAAAUGAUCAUUAACAGUGAUUUAAAUUGGCGCAUCAGUAACCACUCCUCAAUCUGGUUUGGUUUCCUCUGAGAGGGUUCGGCUUUGUGUUUCUUUGGUCCAAAUGCAGCCUUCUACUCCUGCCCCUCUGCAGAGAACAAAUCCAAAUGAGUUCCUUUAUUCAAUGUUUAGAAACAUGCUUUUGCUUUGCUUCUUAAGCUUCAGCCUACCAUAGUCUGGUCUCCUGGCCUUCUUAUUCUCUUUAUUAGUUCACAGGCAGCAUGUGUGUGGUUAAUCAUCCCUAAUGUGUUCACAUCAUUCCUGCACUGUGAACAUUAUCUCAUGGUGUUUAGGUGAGUUUUUGAUUGUAUGUUGACUUCGUAAAAUGUUGAUUCAUUCUGAUCUGAACUGUGUAUCGGUGUAGGUCAACGUCCACUUACUCCCCAAAAAUAGCCCGGCACAGAAGUAAAGAACCGAGUGUGAGUAGGAUCCCUUUUGUAGACCGAAGGAUGUGUUUGCAAUAGAACAGUCUAAGAAAGAGCGCUGUGGGAAUAACGUAACUAAUGCACAGAGUUUGUCCAACAGGACGAUAAAGUGUGCAAAGAAGAUCAUACAUGCCCUUAUAAAUAUGAACUGAGGAAAGAAGGUAGUAAGUGGACCUCAGCAGCAUCUCCUGUGGAAUGUGUGCACUGGAGGUAAACUGUCCAUGCAGAUGUGAUACAGUACUGUUUGUGAGUGGAAGUGCUUUGAUUGAACAGCACCUUUUGCUCGGGCAGGUUACCCUACUACCACAAGAUGUGCCCAUGUUUUUUCCUGUAUGUGAUGAUUAAAUCGCUAAUGUGGUUUAUGUACAGUGGGACCAGUUUGUGUGACACAACUUGCUCCACUGAGGUGUACUCUGCGACAUGACUAGCACACUACAACAGUUUCCUUUGAUAUGUGUUGAUUCUUCAUUUAAUGAAAUGAAAUAAAAUAAAAUGCUGGGAACAACUGG
Molecule: messenger RNA, 4579 nt
Organism: Pungitius pungitius (ninespine stickleback)
Lineage: Eukaryota; Metazoa; Chordata; Actinopteri; Perciformes; Gasterosteidae
Gene: sacm1la
Product: SAC1 like phosphatidylinositide phosphatase a
Exons: 20
Coding region: 182-1942 (586 amino acids)
Biological process (GO): phosphatidylinositol dephosphorylation
Cellular component (GO): endoplasmic reticulum
Molecular function (GO): phosphatidylinositol-4-phosphate phosphatase activity
Source: RefSeq, a predicted model, not a curated record